AUGGUAGGUGAUGGUCCGAGAUUGAAAGGAGAGGCGUUUUAUGGGCUGAGCAUGAGUGAGGGACAACUUCCAGGCUCGAACGUAUUAGGCUCGCAAUUAGGCGUCGGUGUGCAAGGUGCUAGUCUUUACCGUCCGCAGGAACACUACGAUGCGAAGAAACCACAAUGGCUAAGACCGGUGGAUGAUACUCUGCCCGAGCGGAUGCUGGACCUCCAUGUAGUGGCGAAAGGCGUGGUUUGCGACACUUCUGUGCGGUAUGUUUCCGACGACAAGAUUCUGCAAGAAUCAGAUGACGACGACGACAAUGAUGAUGAUGAUCUCAUUACUAGUGAUCUAGAUGAAGAUAUGGACGAUGCGCAAAACACUUCUGUUGUGGUGAACCCCGUUGUACCUGUGGUACCGAAACACGUGCAUUUUUUCAAGAAAGUCGAUCUCGACAAUGAUCCCAUGUUCAGCGUUAACUGCGACGCGCCUGUUUCACUCCAGGACUACAUCCCUUCCGACUUGCUGCACAAUUUGAACCGGAACGGUCGUUUGCAGAGGCAGGACGCCUUCUUUUGGGACCCCACCGUGGCUAACCGAAUGGACACAGAGUAUAUCCAAACCGCAUCGGAUCUAAGAAACUAUAGGGACGGUACGGAAAUUAUAGCCUACGCCUCCGGCAAAACAGACUCCGUGCUCAAUAUAGCCGUCUUAGCACGGCAACACACGCUGCUUUUGAACCGGAAUAACAAUGUGACCAGCAUCGAGCUGCAUUCGCCAAUCAAGAGCAUCAAGAUCCCAAGAGCUUCCGAAUCCAUUGGGCGGAGGUCAAACCUGGUGGGAGUGGUCACUGAGAACUCUUUCCAAGUCUUUAGGAUCGAAAGUGUUCAUUCAAGAUCGUGCGAUGUCAUAAUCACUAGCUCGGAACCGCUGUUCUUUGUCGAGAUAGACGACAUCCAAAUAGUGGAUUUCGCAUUCAAUCCUUGGGACUUGCAACAAUUCGCGGUCAUUGACAUACGGGGGAACUGGAAUAUCGGGAUGAUACCGAAAAAGUUCGAUGAAGAUAGUGGGAAACUACAAAUAAUAGAAAGCCUGCAUGGUACGAUUUUUGACCCGGAGGAGUUGUCGUCGUGGAAAAGAAUCGAAUGGUUCUCGCAGUUCCAAAAAAUACUAGUCUUUGAUAGAUCCAAAAUGUUCGAGAUCGACUUCGUCAACGAUUGGCAAACAGAAGUCAUCCAGGCGAAGACAUGGUCAAGCAUACGGGACUAUAAGAGAAUAGACGACAAAAACGGCGUCUUGCUCACUUCCAGAGAAAUCAUAAUUAUAGGAGCCUCAGAGGCAAACGGCCCCGUUAGAAGAAUAUCCUGGAAGCACGACCUCGACCCAGAUGAUACGACGCUCAAAAUCACCAUUCAGAAGGUAAACAAAACCGACUAUCUGCUCCUGGUGGCUUUCGUAUAUUCGAUGCGCCAUAACCAUGUCUACAUCCAUGCCUUCUCUCAAAACAAAAAAUUAAAUGCCACCACAAGCUUAUUUCAAUCCUUGGGACAUUCAGCAGUGCUUGAACUUUCGGGCGGGACCCCCACUGGUAUAGAGGUACUUUCAACAUUGGACCGGAUAGACGAUGAAGAGGGGGAGCACGCAAAUGAUCACGCUUGUUUCAUUACAGAUUUCUCCAUCAAAUUGAGGAAGUCGUCCAAGAUAUACCAUUACACUCUAUCGAACAUUCAGACCCCUGAACCCGAUGAACAAGAAAAAUUCAUCGUGACAGAUUCUACCGAAUGGACGUGGCUUUUCGACAAGGUUGACAGCCGCGAAAGUGAGUGCAUUGGGGCACUGACCGCUCAAAUUAGGGAGAAAGAAAGGAAGCAUGCCUCUCGCAUCCAAAAUCUGAUCGAAAACGAAAGUAGCCAUGACGAAGAUAAAUAUUUUCAAGACUUGGGCUAUCACUUAUCCAUGGCUACAAAUGAACUACUCCAAUCUUGGCAGAGGAACAGAGAUGAAUCAAUUCGUGCUGGGUCUACGAGCUAUUCUAAAUUGGAAACCCUAAUCGAGGAUUCGACUUCCUUUACCAGCAUACCUGAAUUUUCUUCAUUAUUAGAUCAAUUUUUCCAAUAUUAUGAAGACCAAGAUGUUACCUUUAUAGAUUUCAAUCAACUGCUACGCUUUUUCUUACAUGAAGAUGUUCCGAAUUUGGAUAUUUUCUACAAUAAACUUUUGCAAUGCUGGGUUCUGGUAUCCCCGCAAGCUGAACUCUAUACAAAGGAGAUAGUAAAGGAUAUUGUUUGGAGUUUAGUUAGGCUUGAAAAACCGUCGUUGUUCGAAUUGAUAGAAAAGGAAAUCAGCCAAUCAUUGAGUAAACCUUAUCAGGACAUCAUUGAUUCAUGGGAUGUAAAUGAUUUGAAUGAAGAGGAUGAAUCAAGUGAUUUCAAUUUAGACAGUCAAUUUUCGACAACACAGUUUAAUGAUAGACCUCCUUUUAAUAUGAGUUCGCAAUCUCAGAUUCCAACGAUUAAAUCUUCUCAAAAUAAUGGACUCGCAAGGAAAAAAAGGAUUUUAAAGACACAUUCCCAAAAGAGUACUCCAUUGUCACAAUCAAGCCAAAAUUUGAGCAUUUUGCCGGACUCCAUGACUCCUGCGUUUACAUUAAUGCAACCUCCCUCUUCACAAAUAUCGUUUGUGAAUGAUUCACAGGCUCGUAGCUCGCAAAAAGCCAAGAAGAAGAAAAAAAGAAUUCGUGGCUUUGGAUAA
Messenger RNA from Saccharomyces eubayanus, 2733 nucleotides. RefSeq names its product Rrn6p (gene RRN6). The coding region runs from base 1 to 2733 and encodes 910 amino acids. Gene Ontology annotation, biological process: nucleolar large rRNA transcription by RNA polymerase I. Lineage: Eukaryota; Fungi; Ascomycota; Saccharomycetes; Saccharomycetales; Saccharomycetaceae. The record is from RefSeq and is a predicted model, not a curated record. The transcript has a single exon. Gene Ontology annotation, cellular component: RNA polymerase I core factor complex. Gene Ontology annotation, molecular function: RNA polymerase I general transcription initiation factor binding; RNA polymerase I transcription regulatory region sequence-specific DNA binding.